CGCGGCGACGGCGGCGGCGGCGGCACCGCACAAAACCCUCGGGAAACAUCCAGAACGUGCCGCCAACUGGCCGGCAGGGUGGGGCGCAGCCGGGCUAAAAUCCCGCGGGCAGGGAGCCCGUCCCAGCCGCGCAGGUGGACAGGUGGAGAAUUUUGUGCCAUCUCUAGGCAGGCAGACUUCCCUGACGACAUCAGUGGUGCCCAAGGCUGUGCAGAGCGUGGCUUACAAAGACUUUAUUUCCUUCACUGUCUUUGAAGGAAACGUGCGCAAUGUGUCCGAGGUCUCGGUUGAGUAUUUGUGCUCCCAGCCGUGUGUCGUCAAUUUGGAAGCCGUUGUGUCCUCUGAGUUCAGAAGUAGCAUCCCUGUGUACAAAAAGAGGUGGAAGAACGAGAAACAUCUUCACACCAGCCGGACCCAAAUAGUGCACGUGAGAUUCCCAAGCAUCAUGGUGUACAGAGAUGACUACUUCAUCAGACACUCCAUCUCCGUGUCUACCGUGAUCCUGCGCGCCUGGAUCACCCACCGGUACAGCGGCGGAGACUUCGAUGUGAAAUGGGAGGAAAACCCGCUGCAUGCCGUGGCAAGGAAUUACACUCUGCUGAAGACGGUCCCGCCUUUUGAGCGCCCUUUUAAAGAUCAUCAGGUGUGCCUUGAGUGGAACAUGGGCUACCUUUGGAACCUGCAGGCAAACAGGAUUCCACAGUGUCCCCUGGAAAAUGAUGUGGUUGGCCUCCUUGGCUUUCUGUAUGCCUCCAGUGGAGAAAACACAGGGAUUGUCAAGAAGUUCCUGAGGUUUCGGAACCGAGAGCUAGAGGCCACCCGACGCCAGCGGAUGGAUUACCCAGUGUUUACUGUUUCACUGUGGCUUUAUUUACUCCAUUAUUGCAAGGCCAAUCUCUGUGGGAUUCUGUACUUUGUUGAUUCCAAUGAGAUGUACGGCACACCUUCCGUGUUUCUUACUGAAGAGGGUCAUUUGCAUAUUCAGAUGCAUCUCGUCACAGGAGAAGACCUUGCUGUAAAAACAAAAUUCAUCCUACCUUUGAAGGAGUGGUUCCGACUGGAUAUUUCCUUUAGCGGGGGCCAGAUAGUAGUGACCACUAGCAUCGGACAGGAUUUGAAAAGCUAUCAGAAUCAGACCCUUAGUUUCCGGGAGGAUUUCCAUUACAACGACACAGCGGGGUACUUCAUUGUUGGAGGGAGCAGGUAUGUGCCUGGUGUUGAAGGGUUUUUCGGACCCCUGAAGUAUUAUCGCCUCCGCAGUCUGCACAAGGCACAGAUUUUUAAUCCCCUCCUUGAGAAGCGACUCACCGAACAGAUCAAAUUAUAUUAUGAAAGAUGUGCUGAGGUUCGAGAAAUAGUGUCUGUGUACGCCAGCAUGGCCCAGCACGGGGGCGAGAGACAAGAGGCAUGUCGCCUCCGCCACGCCUACCUGGACCUCGCACACAGGUAUGGGAGGCUGUCGACGUGCGGAGCCUUCCCCUGGGAGAAAGGGCUGAAGGACAAGCACCCCAGCUUGUUCCAGUCGCUGCUGGAGAUGGAUUUGUCGACCGUCCCAAGGAACCCAGGUGCAUCUGUAUUAGAAAUCGGUGGGAGGAUCUUUGAGAAGGCUGUCAAGAGACUCUCCGGCGUUGAUGGUCUUCACCAAAUUAGCUCUAUCGUUCCCUUUCUGAUGGAUUCAAGCUGCUGUGGAUACCAUAAAGCAUCCUACUACCUCGCAGUCUUGUAUGAAACUGGCUUAGCUGUUCCCCGGGACCAGCUGCAGGGCAUGUUGUAUAGUUUGGUUGGAGGUCAGGGCAGUGAGAGGCUGUCUUCAAUGAAUCUUGGGUACAAACACUACCAGGGUAUUGACAACUACCCACUGGACUGGGAACUGUCAUAUGCCUACUACAGCAACAUUGCCACGAAGACACCACUUGACCAGCACACACUCCAAGGAGACCAGGCAUAUGUUGAAACCAUUAGACUAAAAGAUGAUGAAACACUCAAGGUACAAACCAAAGAAGAUGGAGAUGUCUUUAUGUGGUUGAAGCAUGAAGCUAUCCGAGGCAAUGCAGCAGCUCAGCAACGACUGGCCCAGAUGCUCUUCUGGGGGCAGCAGGGUGUGGCCAAGAACCCCGAAGCGGCAAUCGAGUGGUACGCCAAGGGGGCUCUGGAGACGGAGGAUCCCGCUUUAAUAUAUGACUAUGCCAUUGUGCUGUUCAAGGGUCAAGGAGUGAAAAAGAACAGACGGCUUGCCUUAGAGCUGAUGAAGAAAGCAGCUUCCAAGGGAUUGCAUCAGGCAGUCAAUGGCCUGGGAUGGUAUUACCACAAAUUCAAGAAGGAUUACGUCAGAGCGGCCAAGUACUGGUUAAAAGCAGAAGAAAUGGGGAACCCAGAUGCGUCGUACAAUCUUGGAGUCCUGUAUCUGGACGGCAUUUUCCCCGGAGCUCCUGGAAGGAACCAAACUUUAGCUGGUGAAUAUUUCCACAAGGCUGCGCAAGGUGGACACUUGGAAGGGACCUUGUGGUGUUCUCUCUGCUAUAUCACUGGCAACCUGGAGACAUUCCCUAGGGAUCCUGAGAAAGCCGUUGUUUGGGCAAAGCAUGUAGCUGAGAAAAAUGGCUACUUGGGCCACGUCAUCCGCAAAGGCCUCAACGCCUACCUGGAGGGCUCAUGGCAUGAAGCUUUGCUGUAUUAUGUUUUAGCAGCAGAAACUGGAAUUGAAGUGUCACAGACAAAUUUAGCACACAUCUGUGAGGAGAGGCCAGACCUGGCCAGGAGAUACUUGGGCGUCAAUUGUGUUUGGAGAUACUAUAAUUUCUCUGUUUUUCAAAUCGAUGCUCCUUCAUUUGCAUAUUUGAAAAUGGGAGACCUUUACUACUAUGGCCACCAAAACCAGUCACAAGACCUUGAGUUGUCUGUGCAGAUGUACGCCCAAGCAGCGCUGGAUGGAGACUCCCAGGGAUUUUUUAACCUGGCCCUGCUCAUUGAGGAAGGUGCUGUCAUUCCACACCAUAUUUUGGAUUUCUUGGAAAUCAACUCAACUCUGCAUUCUAAUAACAUCUCCAUUCUCCGGGAACUGUACGAAAGGUGCUGGAACCAUAGCAAUGAGGAGUCCUUCAGUCCCUGCUCCCUAGCCUGGCUUUACCUUCACUUGCGGCUGGUCUGGGGCGCCGUCCUGCCCUCGGCCCUGAUCUACUUCCUGGGAACCUUUCUGCUGGCCGUGUUGAUCGCCUGGACCGCACGGCACUUCCAGUCUGUCUCAGCCAGUGGUCCCCCUCCAGUGCCAGCCCGGGCCUCCCUGGCCCCCACCACUUCUCCUGCAAGUCCAGCUGUGACUUCAGCUGCAGAUGCCUCCAGCCAGGACCAGCCCACAGUCACUAACAAUCCAGAGCCACGUGGUUGAACUGUGUACUCCAGAUCUCCCUGGAUGAAAGAGAAUCCUUUCAGCAACUGUUUUUAGAGGUUGGGGCCAGGGCAUUAUCCUGAUAAACACCUUAAAUGUCUUGUCAACUGGA
Messenger RNA from Carlito syrichta (Philippine tarsier), 3497 nucleotides. It is a transcript of the gene SEL1L3, whose product is annotated as SEL1L family member 3. The coding region runs from base 446 to 3385 and encodes 979 amino acids. The transcript has 24 exons. The record is from RefSeq and is a predicted model, not a curated record. Gene Ontology annotation, molecular function: protein binding. Lineage: Eukaryota; Metazoa; Chordata; Mammalia; Primates; Tarsiidae.